AUGAUAUGUGUCCAGCGGAUCCAUGUGCGUUUGCUUUCGAGGUCUCUGGUGCGGUUUGCCCGAGGCUCGGAGAUAGGCAAUGAAAGGAUCAAGAAUCCCUCUACCAACAAGGCCACAACCAGACAACAGCGCAUCGAUGCCAUCAACAUGAGGACACAGUCCAAGUUGUUCAAGGUAGACAAUGAGUUUGCUAUUUUUGAUCAUUCGGUACAAAAGGUGCUUGAUUUGGGAUGUGUUCCCGGCAAUUGGAUGGCGUACUCUAAGUUUCGGUUGUGCCAGUUGCAUAAUUUACAAGAGGAAAACUUCAAUGAAAAAUGCCACAUUCUAGGGUUCGACUUGUUAUUUGGUACCCCGCCUCCAGGUGUGUCCUUAAUCCAAGGUAACAUCUUUUCGAAGAUGGCUCACGAAAACAUAUUGACACACUUCAAAGAAAUAGCAUUGAGAGACUUGGAUCGAAACACCAAGAUAGAAGAAACAGACUUUAAUGACCUGUACUAUUACAAAGAGCAGCACGAGACUGCACUAGAGCAAGAAAUAGACCGUUUGGCCAAAAAUAUGGGAAGACUCUCCGUGGUAGAUAUUCCUGCUGAAGUUGUGCACCAGGGAAAAUUGAAAAGGAACCAAUUGUUACAAUCCAUAGAAUAUAGACCAGACUUGAUUCUUUCGGAUCUCGGAAAGCCCUUCAUGCAGCAAGAUGGGUUCUUCAACCAAACCAACAGUCGCCCUUAUCAGAGAUACCAUUUGAAUGAUUCACUCAAUCGCCCAACCCAUGAGCCUUUGAAGUCAUCCAUUGACUUGGCUGAUGCUUCUUUAUUCUUAUGCGGUAACGUUUUGAAACCAAAAGGCACCAUGGUGUUAAGAUUAGCAAGGGUAAGUCCAUCCGAUCCUGAACUUUCGUUAUUGCAUUCUCGUCUCGAAUCUGUGUUUGGAACCGUAACGAAAUGGAGCAACGAAACUAAAAUUAAAGAUAACGUUGAUGAAGACGAAAUAUUCUUCAUAUGUAAAGACAAACGCAAAGACAGCGAAUUUGACUUGAAGAAAAUGUUCUACCUUUAA
Molecule: messenger RNA, 1056 nt
Organism: Suhomyces tanzawaensis NRRL Y-17324
Lineage: Eukaryota; Fungi; Ascomycota; Pichiomycetes; Serinales; Debaryomycetaceae
Exons: 1
Coding region: 1-1056 (351 amino acids)
Biological process (GO): RNA methylation
Cellular component (GO): mitochondrion
Molecular function (GO): rRNA (uridine-2'-O-ribose)-methyltransferase activity
Source: RefSeq, a predicted model, not a curated record